AUGGCGGAGGCACUGACGAGGUGGCAGGAGGGAUUAAACCGUAUUCAAUCGGCACCAUUUCACUUAUUCACAGUCGACAACAACUCGGAUGUAGGAGUGCCAAGUGCUGUUGGUGCUGAACUCUACGCACCUUCGUACUGGGGAUUCAUCAACUCCAUCUUUCUACCAACAGUCGUUUUCUACACAAUGCUCUGGUUCGCUGUUUAUGCAUGUGUUCAAUACAACUGCUGGUUGAGCUGGCAAGAAGGAAUUAAAAGAAAACGUCUUCUGAAUCUGACGACUUCCCUCAUUCAUUCGACGAUCUCGGGUCUCUAUCUGUUUGCCUUCUUCUGCUAUAAUACAAAGUUGAUGUUCGCUGCUCCACUUCAUUAUUACUCUUAUCUCGACUCACAAAUAAUCACUCUUUCAAUCGGAUACUUUUUCUACGAUGGAAUCGAUCUUGUUUUGAAUGAUAAACUUUCCAUUUCAACUGGUGUACUUCUUUUCCAUCAUGUUGCCUCCAUUUAUGUACUUUCUACUGCUGUACUUUCCAAGAAAUUUCUCUUAUACGCCUACUGGGCAAUGCUCAUGGAGGUCUCUUCAAUCUUCCUACACACCAGAUCAAUCCUUCACAUUUCCAAAUUGUCCACCACUUCGAUGAUUGGAUUCUCGAAAGUUAUAUCGUAUUUGAAUCUGUUCAGUUUCAUCAUUUUCCGUGGAUUCGUUCAAUUCUUCCUCUUCGGAUGGGCCUGGGUGAACUAUGAUCACAUUCACUUCGUCUACAAGUGCAUCGCUUUCGGUGGAGGCUUCUGUUUCGCCGUCAUCAACGUCAGUUUACUUCUCCGUAUUUUGCACUCUGAUGGAUUCUUGCUCUCAUCUGUUGUUUCCCAAGAUCGUUUGGACGCCCUCCUGGAGGACAACGAGUACAGCAACUCGUCGGAAAGUGUGGCCAAGUCGGAAAAGAAGGAGCUUCUUGAUGUUUAG
Messenger RNA from Caenorhabditis briggsae, 963 nucleotides. Bases 1 to 963 code for a protein of 320 amino acids. The record is from RefSeq and is a predicted model, not a curated record. Gene Ontology annotation, biological process: membrane assembly; plasma membrane organization; phospholipid homeostasis. Gene Ontology annotation, cellular component: plasma membrane. NCBI's taxonomy places the organism in Eukaryota, Metazoa, Nematoda, Chromadorea, Rhabditida, Rhabditidae. The transcript is spliced from 6 exons.